GAAGCCUGCUGUGUGGGCCUUGAGGCUGGCAUAAAUCCCACAGACCAUCUUAUCACAGCCUACCGGGCUCAUGGCUUCACCUUUACUCGGGGCCUUUCUGUCCGAGAAAUUCUUGCAGAGCUAACAGGACGAAGAGGAGGUUGUGCUAAAGGGAAGGGAGGAUCAAUGCACAUGUAUGCAAAGAACUUCUAUGGGGGCAAUGGCAUUGUUGGAGCUCAGGUGCCCCUGGGAGCUGGAAUUGCUUUGGCCUGCAAGUAUAAUGGAAAAGAUGAAGUCUGUUUGACGUUAUAUGGUGACGGCGCUGCUAACCAGGGUCAGAUAUUUGAAGCUUACAAUAUGGCGGCCCUAUGGAAAUUACCUUGUAUUUUCAUCUGUGAGAAUAACCGCUAUGGAAUGGGAACAUCUGUUGAGAGAGCAGCGGCCAGCACCGAUUACUACAAGAGAGGAGAUUUUAUUCCUGGGCUGAGGGUAGAUGGAAUGGAUAUCUUAUGUGUCCGAGAGGCAACAAAGUUUGCAGCUGCCUAUUGUAGAUCUGGGAAG
This is a messenger RNA of Castor canadensis (American beaver), 540 nucleotides long. NCBI's taxonomy places the organism in Eukaryota, Metazoa, Chordata, Mammalia, Rodentia, Castoridae. The record is from RefSeq and is a predicted model, not a curated record.